Molecule: messenger RNA, 1065 nt
Organism: Vigna radiata var. radiata (mung bean)
Lineage: Eukaryota; Viridiplantae; Streptophyta; Magnoliopsida; Fabales; Fabaceae
Product: WUSCHEL-related homeobox 4
Exons: 3
Coding region: 179-856 (225 amino acids)
Biological process (GO): phloem or xylem histogenesis; procambium histogenesis; cell division
Cellular component (GO): nucleus
Molecular function (GO): DNA-binding transcription factor activity; DNA binding
Source: RefSeq, a predicted model, not a curated record
GAAUGAGUUGCAUUGCCUUUUACUUUAAUUUAUAGGUGGAAAUUCUUAAGUCAACUACAUCUCAUGAUUUGGUCUUGGUUUUUGCAGGCAACACCUCAUUUCCCACUUCGUCCACUUUACUAAAGUCUCAUCCAAUCCUCUUCUAUAUCAUCCCCUCCCAUUCUCUCUUCUCUCCACCAUGACUACCAGCAUGAAGGUGCAUCACUUCACACGUGCAUUCUGGGAGCACGAACCCUUCCUCACCCUUGGCUGCAAGCGAUUACGCCCUCUUGCUCCCAAACUGCCCACCACCACCACUUCUCUUCCUUUUGAUCUCAAGACCUUCAUCAGACCAGAAAGUGCUCCCAGAAAACAAGUUUCCUCUCUCCACAAUAACAAGGAUCCACCUUCACCCCAACCCCAGGUUGAAACGCAUCCAGGAGGGACGCGGUGGAAUCCGACGCAAGAACAGAUAGGUAUAUUGGAGAUGCUGUACAAAGGAGGGACGAGAACUCCGAAUGCUCAGCAGAUAGAGCAGAUCACUGUUCAGUUAGGAAAGUACGGAAAAAUCGAAGGGAAGAAUGUGUUUUAUUGGUUUCAGAAUCACAAAGCACGCGAGAGACAAAAGCAGAAGCGUAACAGCCUUGCCUUUUCUCGUAGUCCUCGAACUCCCACAAUUCAUUCUGUUGUUACUUUAGAGGCAGCAAAGGGGGAAGUAGUAGAUAGAGACGAGGAGGAAGGUAGUCCGUACAAAAAGAAGUGUAGGAGAUGGGUAUUUGAUUGUUUGGAAGAGCAAAGCAUGUCGUCGUCAUCAGUGUGUGAAGAGGAGGAACAUAGAACUCUGAAGCUUUUCCCAUUGCACCCGGAAGGAAGAUGAAGGGGUUUGAGAAAUUAAACAUUAAUUCAUGAUUUUGCUUUGCUUUAGUUCCGAAUCCAACCAAGCUGAUUGAAUGAAUGUGGUUUAGUUUUCUUUACUUUUCUUUUUUCUUUGUAUUGGGAAAGAAGAAAGACAAAGUUGUCUCUGAUCUGUACUCUUCCACUUAAUGCUAUUCCUGACUUUGGAACCAAACCAAAGCGAUUUGUCUA